CCCAUCAGCACUCGCUUCCCGACCACUGCUAUCGCGAGGACUGGCCGGUAUUUCUGCUAUGGCUUUUCUCGUAUCCAAUUGUGCCUGGAAAACAUACAACAGCUUGUAAGCCGCGGCCAGGCGAAGGCUUGGCCAGCUGCGGCGGAGCUGUCGCGCAGCACCUGCGGCCAACUGCGCUCGACGGUCCCGCCUCGUAUAAAAGUGGGCGCCCCUCCCGCUCUUCUCACAACCGCUGCAAAACCACACUCGGGCCACUCAGCCUCAGCUUCUCUGUCUACCAUCUACCACCCAGCUACCAUGUCCUCCACCGUGACCAGCACCACCUCGUGCUCAUCCACCUCCCCCAAAAACUACGAGGCCGCAUUUGCUGCGCUUCAGUCCUCGUUCGGCAUCGUCGGCCAGAGCGUCCCGCGCGUCGAUCCCAAGCCUAUCAAGGGUGCGAAGAAGACCAAGACUGGCAAGACCGCGACGCCGUCCACGCCGAUGACGCGCUUCGAGCUGGCGCACGCCGACCUGAUGGCCAAGUACGGCUGUGGAGGCGGGGCGUCUGUGCGGACGCCGCACGCUGCAUAGAACGAGCCGCGGGUAUCUCAGAUUCUUUCUGCGCAUCGGGUAUCAAUUGCUCGUGAAAGCGCUACUCCUGAGCGGAAACAGCAUCUUGUAACGGACGAUGUCUCUCAUGGGUCUGUCAAACAAGGCCUCCGAGGAUGUUGUCGGUGCAUGGGCUCCGACCCGGUCUACACAGCGGCGUUAUCGCGGUGUCCCAUGUCCUCUGUACAUAGUUGCUUGAUUGCCUGUACAUUGAUUUGAAUAAUCGGUUGCUCGUCA
Mycena citricolor is the source of this 828-nucleotide messenger RNA. Lineage: Eukaryota; Fungi; Basidiomycota; Agaricomycetes; Agaricales; Mycenaceae. The record is from the annotation of a GenBank genome assembly.